Messenger RNA from Solanum pennellii, 2705 nucleotides. RefSeq names its product putative pentatricopeptide repeat-containing protein At3g47840. The record is from RefSeq and is a predicted model, not a curated record. NCBI's taxonomy places the organism in Eukaryota, Viridiplantae, Streptophyta, Magnoliopsida, Solanales, Solanaceae. Bases 459 to 2576 code for a protein of 705 amino acids. Gene Ontology annotation, biological process: RNA modification. The transcript has a single exon. Gene Ontology annotation, molecular function: protein binding; RNA binding.
AACUUAUAAAAGUAUGACACUACGUCACAAUUCAGUCACUAGCAAAUUUUAAUUUUGAAACUAAUUAAUCCCACCUUAUGAGAACGUUUUGACAAUGAUUUUUUAUUUUUAUUUUUUCUAGAGUUGAACAUAACUUAUGUGUUUGUCAUAAAAUUUUCAAAUAACAACUUCUAAGUUAUUUUUCACUUCUUGACUCACAAUAAGUAAAACCCAAUUUUACUUCAUAUUCAUGAACAAAUACAACUAAAUCAAUUCUCAAAUAUCGUUUUCGCUUAAAAAAAAAGAAGUUAAGUUUGUUUUGAAAUUUCACAAUAAAAUAUUGUCAAAUAAGAAUAUCCGAGUAUAAUUUUGGUUAAUGUAGGUGUCACACCCUAAUUUUAAGCACUGAAUUUUCUAGUUCGAUCAAAAAUUACGUGCUAUAAUAGUAGAAAGAGUUAAAUAGCUAGUUCUGAAGUGGUAUGAUAUCAAUAAGGCUUAGUCUCAGAAGACUUUCUGCAAUAUCAAGAUUUGCCUAUGCUGGAUGGGGAGAUUUUUUGGCUAUGGAGAACAGAAGCUAUCAUUUAAUGCAGGAGUACCAUGACUUUCCUCCACAGAACAUGCUAGCAAUCAAUUCCCAGUUGAAGGAAUUGGUUAAAAAUGGUGAGCUAGAAAAUGCACGCCAGAUGUUUGACAAAAUGACUCAAAGGGAUGAGGUCUCAUGGACAAAUAUGAUUUCUGGUUACGUUAAUAACUCUAGUCCGUUACAAGCGUUGUCUUUAUUCUUAGAAAUGCGGCGUGAUCCUACUAUCAAAAUGGACCCUUUUGCUCUUAGCCUCGCGGUGAAGGCAUGUGGGCUUAGUGUGAAUUUGACGUGUGGUGAGUUAUUACAUGGGUAUUCGAUGAAAGCUAAUUUUGUUAGUUCUGUUUAUGUGGGUAGUUCACUUGUUGACAUGUACAUGAAAGCUGGUAAAGUGAUUGAGGGUUGUGGAGUUUUUGAUGAAAUGCCUCUUAGGAAUGUAGUUUCUUGGACCGCUGUUAUAACUGGGCUUGUCCGAGCAGGUUACAAUGAGGAAGGGUUGGUGUAUUUUUCUGAAAUGUGGAGGGAUGGUGUAGAAUGUGAUUCGUAUGCUUAUGCGAUUGUGUUAAAAGCGUGUGCUGAUAUUGGGUGUUUGAAUUACGGGAGGGAAAUGCAUACUAGGAUAGUGAAGAAAGGCUUGGAUGUGAGCUCUUAUGUCGCUAAUAGUCUUGCUACUAUGUACAAUAAAUGUGGGAAACUAAAUUAUGGUAUGUGCUUGUUUGGAAGAAUGAAGUCGCGAGAUGUUGUCUCGUGGACUACAGUAAUCACAACAUAUGUUCAAAUUGGUCAAGAUCAAUAUGGUAUACAAGCAUUCUUGAGAAUGAAAGAGUCGAAUGUGACUCCUAAUGAAUAUACAUUUGCUGCAGUUGUUGCUGCUUGUGCAAAUCUUUCAAAACUAGACUGGGGUGUACAACUGCAUGCAAAUGUUUUACGUGUAGGUUUUGCUGAUUCUCUGUCUGUGUCAAAUUCAAUUGUCACAAUGUACUCCAAAUGUGGACAAUUGGAUUCAGCCUCACUUAUAUUUCAUGAAAUGAGUAAAAGAGACAUUGUUUCUUGGAGCACAAUUAUUGCUGGGUAUGCUCAGGGUGGUUGUGGUGAGGAAGCUUUCGAGCUGCUAACAUGGAUGAGAAAGGAAGGACCAAAGCCAACGGAAUUUUCUCUUGCAAGUGUACUUAGUGCGUGUGGUAGUACGGCAAUCCUUGACAAGGGGAAGCAACUUCAUGCUCAUGUUCUUAUCAUUGGAUUAGAUCAUACGCCUUUAGUACUGAGUGCUUUGAUCAACAUGUAUUCAAAAUGUGGAAGUAUUGCAGAAGCCGCAAAGAUAUUUAAUUCAGCACAAAAUAAUGACGUUGUAUCAUGCACAGCCAUGAUUCACGGGUAUGCUGAACAUGGAUACAGCCAAGAUGCUAUUAGUUUAUUUGAAAGGAUUUGUUAUGCUGGUCUAAGACCAGAUUCUGUGACCUUCAUUGGUGUUCUAAUCGCUUGUAGUCAUGCUGGCCUUGUUGAUCUAGCUUUUCACUAUUUUAGAUUGAUGAAAGAGGAGUACAAAAUAAGUUACUCAAAAGAACAUUAUGGUUGUAUGAUUGAUCUUCUCUGUCGUGCUGGACGAAUAACGGAUGCUGAGACCAUGAUCAAGAAUAUGCCAUUUGAAAAGGAUGAUGUUGCUUGGUCAAUCUUGCUUAGAGGCUGCAGGUUACAUGGUGAUGUUGAAUGUGGAAGCCGUGCGGCUGAGCAAAUUCUUAAACUUGCUCCAAAUUGUGCUGUGACUCACACUACUUUGUCAAACAUGUAUGCGUCAAAGGGGAAGUGGGGUGAAGUAGCGGAACUGAGGAAGUUGAUGAGAUUGAAAGGCGUCACGAAGGAGCCUGGAUGGUCUUGGAUUAAGGUCAAGGAUCAAGUUUCUGCAUUCGUUGCUGGGGACAAAAAUCAUUCACAAAAUGAAGAUAUUUAUUAUAUAUUGGAUCUGAUAUCCUCAAAAGCAGAAUCUUCUCUUCAGAAUAUUGCUUUUCUUUUGGAGUAGCCAAAACUUAAAAUAACCUCUUCCUUAUUUCCACAGGCAGCUCUGUUCUUUGUAUUCAACUUUAUCCAUUGAAAAUGAGAUAAUGUAAAUCACACAUAUGAAAGUAUCACAUUUUUUGCGAAUUUCAUA